GUUUGAGUCUUUCAUCGUCGCUUCGUCUCUCUCUACACUACCUCAUCAACCUCGUUCAUCCGCCACCAGGGCCACCCGCCCGUCCAACGACCACGAUGAGCGCCAACGCAUACUACAAUGGCGGGCAGCAGCAAUACCAGCCGCCGGCCCAGCCGUACCAGCCCAUCGACCCCAACCAGAAGCAGGGGUACGACAUGAAGGGCUCGCAGCCGUACGCGCAGGGCGCCGGCCAGUCGUACGCCGCCCCAUCGUACCCCCCACCGCACCAGCAGCAGCAGCAGAUCGACGCCGAGUACGGUGGCGACAAGAACUGGGGAGACACGGCUCCACACUCCCAGCAGACGCAGGAGACGGGCGCGCGCUUCAACCCCAAGACGCGUCUCAACGACCCCAUCUUCCUCGUCCUCUUCAUCGCCAACCUCGUCGGCUGGGCUGUCGUCUCGGCCAUCGCAAUCCGCACGUUCGUGCAGUACAACGGCCUGGGCGGCGGCCUCGGUAACGCCAACGAGGGCGGCACGGGCUCGAGCAUCACCCUCAACUAUCACACGGUCUACCUCCUUCUCUGCGUCUGCGGUCUUUCGCUCGCCGUCGCUUUCAUUUGGCUUCUGUUUGUCCGCACGUUCACCAAGAUCAUCAUGGAGGUCACUCUUGCGCUCACCAUGAUCCUCAACAUUGGUAUCUGCAUCUGGUACUUCAUCACCAAGUACUGGUCAGGAGCCAUCAUCUUCGCUGUGAUCGCCGUCUUCUCGGUGCUGUCGUACUUCUUCAUGCGCAAGAGGAUCCCGUUCACGAAGCUCCUCGUUCAGACAGUCAUCGAUGUUAGCAAGCACCACCCCUCGGUCUACUUUGUCGUCAUCAUCGGCCUGAUCAUCGAGGCCGCCCUUAGUGUCUGGUACUCGUUCACCAUCAUUGCCAUCUACGUCAAGUGGACGCCCAACUCGGCUGCCUGCGUGAGCAGCAACUCGUGUUCGCAGGGCAAGGUCAUUGGCUUGAUUGUGUACUCGACCUUCUCCUUCUUCUGGACCAGCCAGGUGGUUGCCAAUAUCGUGCUCUGCACCCUCGCCGGCGGCGUCUACGGAGGAUGGUACUACUACGGCCCCCGCAUGAACGAUGGCACAGGUCUCCCCAAGAAUGCUUCAUGGAAAGCCAUGCUCCGUGCCUGCACCGUCUCGCUUGGCUCGAUUGCCUUCGGUUCGCUCAUCGUCACCCUUCUUGAGCUCCUCGAGGCCUUCUUCCGGAUGCUCCAGCAAUCCGAGUCGAGCCAGGGCGACACUGUCGGCGCAAUCCUUGCUUGCUGCGCCGCAUGCUGUGUCUCGUGUAUCCGCGGCCUCGUCGAGUGGUUCAACAAGUACGCCUACAUUGAGAUUUCGCUUUACGGCAAGGCCUACAUCCCCGCUGCCAAGGACACGUGGAAGCUGCUCAAGGACCGCGGUAUCGAUGCGCUCGUCAACGACUCGCUGGUCAGCAUCCUCAUCAUGUGGGGCUCGUACAUCAACGGCUUCCUGUGCGGCCUGUUUGCGUACGUUUAUCUGCGCUUCACCAAGCCGUCGUACAACGCCAAGGGACAGUACACUGCGCCGGUCAUUCUGUUCUCGUUUGUGAUCGGCAUCAACUUGUCCGUCACGAUCGGCCGUGCCCUCGACGCCGGCGUGUCGACGAUCUUUGUCGGCCUCGGCGAGCACCCCAUGGUCCUUGCUCAGCGCGCUCCCGUGCUGUUCGAGCUCAUCCGCCAGCGGUACCCCCGUGUCGUCCAGGGCGUGCCCCAAAACUACUAAUUCACGCCAGCGUCCAUAGAUGCGAUACACGAAGUAUGACGACUUAAUGCAUGACUUGAGUGGUG
Molecule: messenger RNA, 1840 nt
Organism: Vanrija pseudolonga
Lineage: Eukaryota; Fungi; Basidiomycota; Tremellomycetes; Trichosporonales; Trichosporonaceae
Gene: PNS1
Product: Protein PNS1
Exons: 7
Coding region: 96-1775 (559 amino acids)
Biological process (GO): transmembrane transport
Cellular component (GO): plasma membrane
Molecular function (GO): transmembrane transporter activity
Source: RefSeq, a predicted model, not a curated record